CCAUCAUGAAGAAAACCAAACCACAAAGAGAAACCUGGGCUAAAUGGUCGGAAUUUUUCUUCUCGAUUGUCGGCUUAGUGGUUGGUCUAUCAAAUAUUUGGCGUUUUCCAUACCUCUGUUACAUUAAUGGUGGUGGAGCGUUCCUCAUUCCAUUUUUUAUAUUUAUGAUAUUUGUUGCUAUCCCGACAUUACUGCUUGAAAAUGCUGUUGCCCAAUUUGCAAAUUUAGGGCCAGGAAAAUCGUGGGUUUUGUGCCCCCUUUUUAAAGGUGUUGGCACUGCAAUGGUUGUAACAAAUUCCCUUAUUGGUAUCUACUACAAUGUGAUCAUAGCCUGGGUACUGUACUACCUGUAUAGUUCCAUGCACCCCACACUUGCCUGGAGUAGUUGUAAUAACACCUGGAAUACACAUCUUUGCUAUGACUCAAUUUUUUUGCUGAAUAAUUCUCGAGUUAAUUCCACGUUAGAUAUGAUGCUAAACUCAACGUUGGAUGUUAAUGUAUCUUCAUCUCUGGCAUUGAAGUCAUCUGUUGAAGAAUACUGGGAACGUCAUGUGUUGAACCUGUCACCAAGUGUUAACAACAUAGGAACUGUACGACCACCUUUACUCUUGUGUCUCUUCUUGAUUUGGUUGAUAACAUUCCUCUGUCUUUCAAAAGGUAUCAAGACAUCUGGUAAGGUUGUGUACGUUGCUGCUACCUUACCCUAUAUUUUCCUCACAAUCCUGCUGAUAAGGGGUUUAACAUUACCGGGAUCAAUGGAUGGAAUUUAUUACUUCGUGAAGCCAAACUGGGAAAAAGUAAAAAAUAUCUCGGUAUGGAAGGACGCUGCAACUCAAAUACUUUUCUCUAUUGGAGUCGGUAUAGGUGGAUUAGCAACAUUAGCAAGUUAUAACGACUUCCAUAACGACUGCCAGAGAGAUGCCGUCAUUCUACCAAUAAUAGAUGGAUUAACUAGUCUUUUGUCUGGUUUGACAUCGUUUAGUAUCCUGGGUUAUAUGGCUCACAUUAGAAAAACAGACCUUGACAAUGUGAUAUCUAAAGGUCCAGGGAUUGCCUUUAUAGUUUACCCACAAGCACUUUCAACUUUACCCUUUGCUCAGAUCUGGUCAGUAAUGUUUUUCGCAAUGCUGGUGUUGGUCGGCUUAGACAGUCAGUUUGCCCAUGUUCAAGUGAUCGUUACUGCCAUUACGGACGCUUUCCCCGAAAAAUUUGGUAACAAUCAGACUUUUAUAACUGGGAUUGUCUGUUUGCUUAGUUUUAUUUUCGGAAUUACCUGUGUAACGGAGGGAGGACUCUACGUCUUACAAAUAAUAGACUGGUACUGUGCUAGUCUUUCUCUUCUGUUGAUAUUGUUUGCAGAAAUGAUUGGAAUUAUCUGGAUUUAUGGAGCGAAAAGACUAGAAAACGAUAUCAGCCUAAUGUUAGGUCGAAGACCUUGGCCAAUUUGGAAACCUUUCUGGGUUAUCAUCGGUCCGUUGUGUAUACUAGGUCUCUGGGUAUUGAGCAUAAUAUCC
Molecule: messenger RNA, 1514 nt
Organism: Octopus bimaculoides (California two-spot octopus)
Lineage: Eukaryota; Metazoa; Mollusca; Cephalopoda; Octopoda; Octopodidae
Product: sodium- and chloride-dependent glycine transporter 2
Biological process (GO): sodium ion transmembrane transport; amino acid import across plasma membrane; nitrogen compound transport
Cellular component (GO): plasma membrane
Molecular function (GO): amino acid:sodium symporter activity
Source: RefSeq, a predicted model, not a curated record